This is a messenger RNA of Symbiodinium pilosum, 3648 nucleotides long. NCBI's taxonomy places the organism in Eukaryota, Dinophyceae, Suessiales, Symbiodiniaceae. The record is from the annotation of a GenBank genome assembly.
AUGGUGGCAAACGCUGGCACCUCUCCAGCCAGUGUAUGUUUCAUUCUCUCCUUCAGCGCGAAGGACACCCGCCACCUGAAGAAGCACUCCUGGCACGAGGAGGAGGAUGAAGAGAAUCUGGAUGCAUCCUGCCCGGAUGAUUCAUUCCCACUGCUUGACCUACAGCUUUUCGAGACUGGCAGACACCCAAUUCAACGCUACGUGGGUGGAGGGUCAGCUGUGGCCAAGAAUCGGAAGGAGAUGACGCCUACGACUCUUCGACUACGACAGAAGGAUGCCUUGACGGAGCCCGAGAACUCUGAGAAGCCAAUGGUGAAGAUUUUGGUGACGACAUGCGCAGAGGAAGAAUCGCCAGCCUAUAUGAUGUUGGAGGCCAUGCCAGCCAAUGGCAAAGUAGAAGUCGAGCCUGCAGUAUGCCCAACAAAGGAUGGCAAAAGAGUAUUUCUGUCUCCGACUGUGCACUAUGAGUAUGAGCUCAGCGGCAGCGAAUGGACAGUCAACAUCAAGUACCACCCGCAGUGCAAGCCAGGUUUUGUGCUGGGGGUGCAUGUGUUCAGCCUCGGCGAUCUUGAGGUGCAGUGGCAGCAGGCCGCAUCACCUCCCGAAAUAAUUCCAGGCAACGAUGCAGAGCGCAUCUUCAUUGAAGAGUUCCGUACAAAGCACACGGAGGAAGAUCUGCAGGCUGAGGAUGCUCUUUUUCCGCCAAUGCCAAAGCAACGGCACGAAGACAAGGAGUCGAUACCUCAUAUCAUAUCACGUCCAACACAGAUCAACUCAGCUCCCACUUGGUUUGAGCAUGGACUCCUCUCCUCGGCAGUGCGAGAGAGCCUGCUGAUUGAUACUUGGACCAUGGCGAACACCGAGAAGACGGAUGAGACCGUUUUCGUGGGUGUGAGGCUACGGCCAUUCCUCAGCUACGAAGCGCGUCAGCAGUGCUUUUCAGCUUCCAGGAAUGUCAUCUCCGUCCGUGCCCAGGACAAAAAGAAGAAGGACUUUGCGUUCGAUUGUGUGAUGGACAGCACGGAUUCGUCCAAGCCAAACUAUGUAUCCCAAGAGAAGUGCUACGACAUGAUUGGCCGCAGAAUGGUGCAGCAUUCUAUUGCGGGAUAUCACGCAUGUUUGUUUUGUUACGGGCAGACUGGCAGCGGGAAGACAUUUUCUUUCAUGGGCAAGAAGAACGAGGCCGAGCAGGGACUGCUGCCUCGGCUUCUACGUGACUUGCUCAGCCAGGUUGAGUCACUUGGUUUGGGCCAGGUGCACUGCCGCGCACAGAUUCUGGAGGUGUACAAUGAGAAGCUGCGCGAUCUGCUGAACGAAAAGGAGACAGCCAAACCUCCCGAAAUUCAUGUUCAUCCGCGGGUGGGUGUGUAUGUUGAUGGAGCGAUUGAUGCGCAGGUUGAUAACUUGGAGCAGCUUCAAUCACUUCUGGACAAUGGCUUGUCUAGGGCAAGUGUUGCAGCAACAGGCAGGAAUCCUAAGAGUUCGCGUGGGCAUGUCAUCUUCCGACUUCUCAUGGAAAAACACGAAGAAGACCACACAGUUGUGUCUUCGGAGCUUUUCUGUGUGGACCUGGCCGGCAGAGAGAAUGAGAAGACCACAAAGGUAACGGGCGACAACUUCAUCGAGCUUACAUUCAUCAAUCGCAGUUUGAUGUGGCUCGCCCAGUGCAUUCAGGGCCUCGGUCGGCAGCGGAAGCGAAGCACCUCAGAGGGGCUUGCAGGAUCUACCCGCUCCAGAUUCCGGAACUCUAAGCUGACUCUGCUGCUCAUCAACGCUUUGACCGGCAACUCCAAGACUAGCUUAUUAGCAACCGUGAGCCCAGCAUUGGUAAAUUUGGAUGAGAGUUUGGUCACCCUGAACUUUGCCAGCACAGUGAAAAGCAUCAAAGUGAUGGCCAAGCGCGUUGCCAAGAUGGACAAGGACUCCCUGAUCCAAAGCUUGAGUGAAGAGUUGCAAAGCUUAAAGGCACAACUCAGCAACGCCACCCCUCGAAAUGGUCAAGACUUGCAGUCCCAAGUGGGCAUCAUUCGCAACAUGAUGGAAAGCUACAAGGCUAGGUGGGAAGAAGCGCAGAAGAAUGCCGAACUUCUCCAGAGGCAGAAGGAUGAUGCAUUGCAAAAUCUUGCCAUUUCCCGGUGGAGAUAUGCUAAGGCCACUGUUAAGAACGAGCUUCGUGAGGAAUCAUCUCGUACAAGUGGCCAGCAUCCGUCAUUGCAGCAAGCCCAGGGAGGUUCUCAAAUCAUUGCGGCUAAUCACAGGCUUGGCUCAAAGGACUCCACGCAAGCGUGUGGUUCCAAGGCUGUGCAGGAAAGUUUGGCUCUUCCUUCUUCGAGCACGUUGCAGUGGUGGACACCUGAGGAUAGUUCUACGCAGCCCGCCCUGCGGCCGCCAACACCAAGCUUGAUUCUCUAUUCCAAAGACCCGGGCUUCAGCGGUCGUCUCAUCUUCCACGCCGCGCAAGAAGGUCGCCAGUACAUCCUGGGGUGUACACCUCACUGCGAUUUCCGGCUUCCAGGGACACCGGGUCUGAGCCCUGAGACGUGCAUCAUUUGGCAGGAGUCAGGUCGAUUUUACAUCACACAGAAAGGGAUCAGCCCACCUCCAACCGGAGCUGUUGAGGUGAACGGGGCCCGACUGGCCCCAGCAGAAGCCAAGGAGCUGUUGCACCAGGACCUUGUCGUGCUCGGCCAAACUUUCAGGUUCUUCGUCUUCACCAAGCCUGAUCCGGCUGUCCAAGCCUUGCUUUUUGGCAUGGGAGAAAACGGUUGUGCCAGCACAGCGAUCGAGGAUGUCAUUGGAGGCAACAUGGAUGUGAGUGCCCCCAUGGCACUCCCAUGGGAGGGGGUCAGACGUACACCUUCGCCAAUUGUUUCUGGCAACGGCUCCAGGGAUGACUUCCUGAAGCGCGCAGUGCUGGCACGUAGCCUGAUCGAAGAGGCAACAGCACUGUCCAGAGCCUUUACACCGCAAGUGAGUUUCAAUUACGAGCUCUUUACGCUGGCCCCAAGCCCAUCCCUCCACGAGAGGGAACCGAGUUUGAGCGCGCCAUGCGCGCCGAGUUUAUGCAUUCGUGUAUCAAAGGCCGGGAAUCCUCCGGUAGAAGUCGCGCUUUGGGGCCUCAGCACUUUUCAAGAACGGCUGAAGCUCAUGAGGGAGGCAUGGCAAGCUCGUUUUGGGACAGCUGGUGCAGUGUCCCCUGCACCAGAUACUUGGCGCAAGCUGCUUCCACCCCAGGGCGAGCUGUAUCAAGCACAGCCAGCUCCAGUUCUUGCAAAGCCUGCUGUGCAAGUCAGUCAACACGCAAACGGUGUUGUGGUAAUUCAGUCUCCGACUCGUUUGUUUUCGCCGCGUUCUGUGACUUUGAAGCCCCAAAGGGGCAGUCAUGCACAGUCCUUCACCCCGAGUGGUCUGGCACAGGCAGGUUCAAUUGCCAAGGUAUGCGACAGGCUGCAAUCACUCCAGACGGUGACUUCGCCAACAUCCCCUCGGAUUUCCCCUCGGAUUCAUCUAUACUCCGAGCCCGACAGGCUGCAAUCACUCCAGACGGUGACUUCGCCAACAUCCCCUCGGAUUUCCCCAAGGAUUCAUCUAUACUCCGAGCCCGUGGUAACAACUCUAACCUCCGUGAAGUCAGUCUUCGAAAUUUGA